UCCGUUGUGCCUCUACCGACUUUGCUCAGAGCAUGGAGCCCUCCUCACCACCAGAACCAGGGUUUUCUGCAGAAAAGAGCUCAUCUGUGCCGCAGAAAAUAUCCCGUCUCCUGGUGGGUGUGACUGGAAGCGUGGCUGCGCUGAAGCUGCCUCUUCUCAUUGCUGAAUUGCUGAAAAUCCCUGGGCUCGAAGUGAAGGUGGUCACUACUGAGAGAGCAAAGCAUUUCUACAAUGCCCAGGAGAUUCCUGUCACCCUCUACAGUGAUGAAGAUGAAUGGCAGCUGUGGAAAGGCCGUUCAGACCCAGUCCUGCACAUCGAGCUCAGACGGUGGGCUGACCUCAUGUUGGUGGCACCUCUUGAUGCAAACACGCUGGCAAAGCUCGCGAACGGCAUCUGUGACAACCUGCUGACUUGUGUCAUCCGGGCUUGGGAUCUGAGCAAACCUCUGCUCUUCUGCCCAGCUAUGAACACGGCCAUGUGGGAACAUCCCAUCACAGCUCAGCAAGUGGAGCAGCUGAAAGGCUUUGGCUACACAGAGGUCCCCUGUGUGGUGAAGAAACUAGUGUGUGGAGAUGAAGGUCGAGGUGCCAUGGCAGAAGUGUGGACCAUUGUGGAGAGCGUGAAAAGGAUCCUUGAAGAACGGGACUUGCCAACGCAGAGCUGAUGGUUUGGCGCGUAAAUUGUAUUUGUGUGCCUCCCUGAUGAUUUGAAGAUAAAACCAACAGGAAGCUGAGUCGAGAUGGCGUGCAUACCUAUAGCGUGCUCUUCAACCGAAGGAGUGAAACGGUUGUCUUCCAGCUGGUGCCAAACUGAAAUGUGGUACAUCACUGCGGACUUUCAGAAACCAAAGCCAAGAACGUGCUUCUUUAGUGUGGGAAAACUCUGUGGUAUGUGGCAGAGAGGGAGUAACGUUCCGCUAGGCCAGUUGGCCCCCAGUAUUUCACACGCGCUCCUUUCUGAGGAGGCUGCAGAAGGAAUUGCCAAUGUAUUUCAGGUCCGGUGGUUGCCCUGAGAGCUGCUGGA
Messenger RNA from Gavia stellata (red-throated loon), 1024 nucleotides. It is a transcript of the gene PPCDC, whose product is annotated as phosphopantothenoylcysteine decarboxylase. NCBI's taxonomy places the organism in Eukaryota, Metazoa, Chordata, Aves, Gaviiformes, Gaviidae. Gene Ontology annotation, molecular function: phosphopantothenoylcysteine decarboxylase activity; FMN binding. Gene Ontology annotation, cellular component: phosphopantothenoylcysteine decarboxylase complex. The record is from RefSeq and is a predicted model, not a curated record. The transcript is spliced from 6 exons. Bases 33 to 665 code for a protein of 210 amino acids. Gene Ontology annotation, biological process: coenzyme A biosynthetic process.